UGAAAAGCGGUGUACGAAAUUGACUAUUUAAUCAUGGCCGAACUACAGGAAUUCAACCAAGCCGCCGAGGAUGUAAAGAACUUGAGCAGCACACCAGCUGACAGCGAUUUACUCGAACUUUACGGUCUCUACAAACAGGCCAAUGUGGGCGAUUGCAAUACGGAUAAGCCCGGCUUUCUCGACUUCAAAGGCAAGUCCAAAUGGGAGGCCUGGAACAAGCUGAAGGGGAUGAGCAAUGGCGACGCCCAAACCGCUUAUAUAGCUAAAGUAAAAUCUCUGAUUGCCGCUGUGGGUCUAAAGUCCUAAAUUUUACAAAAUCAAAAUUUAAAUUAUUCAAAUGAGCAUUCGCAUUUUGUUCUAUACACGUCACAAUGCACAAAUUUCGUAAGCAAACAAAAAUACACGUCAAUCGAUAAACA
Molecule: messenger RNA, 419 nt
Organism: Drosophila grimshawi
Lineage: Eukaryota; Metazoa; Arthropoda; Insecta; Diptera; Drosophilidae
Gene: Acbp1
Product: acyl-CoA-binding protein
Exons: 3
Coding region: 34-306 (90 amino acids)
Biological process (GO): fatty acid metabolic process
Molecular function (GO): fatty-acyl-CoA binding
Source: RefSeq, a predicted model, not a curated record